CACCCAACCAGAGUCCUCCAACCCACCCGCGAGGCUCGGGCACCAGCAAGGCGGCCCCAACCGCAGGGAUCCCGCCCACCUGUGGCGGUAUCCCCGCAUCUGCGACCUCCCCCACCGCUACCGGGGCCCCCACAUACGACCACUCCCGCGUAGGUGCUCUGCCCACACCCGCCCCUACCCCCCCCGCCAGCCUCUGUGCUUUCCCUCCCCUUUCCCUGCUCCUGCCCCGAGCCGCGCCCCCUCCCCCGCAGCCCCUCCCGGGCGCUCGGGCCCCGCCCGUCACCGCCCAUUGGCGCUGGCGCCUGGCGGGGGCGCGGGCCGUGCAGCAGUUCGGAGUCCGGUGCGCGCGGGCGGGGUCCCCAUUGCCUGCCAAGCACCCGGACUAGCGACUCCCCUCGGCCUCCUCGCCGUGGACGCGGACGACUCCGGGGCCCGCAAGGGCUCCUUGCGGAAGUUACCGGAGCACCUCUCCGGGGCCCGCAAGGCCAUCCGCGUGCUGACCAGCGGCGGGGUGCUCAAGGCCCUCCCCGCCAGCAUCCGUGACGGGAAGGACCAGAUAGCCGGAACUCCGGGAGGUAAGGGGCGCCGUGGCGCGGGCUCUGGGCUUCCCCUGCCCUGCAGUGUGGAAAGGGCUCUCCAGGAGGGGCUCCAUCCUGGGCCCAAGACCGGGGCGCCCUGGGAGGACAUUUUACAUUGAAGAGCGGGAGGUGAUGGAGAGUGCUUGCCCCAGGCCUCAGAGGCACGUAGGGGCGCCUGUGCCUGGGAUCAGGAGGGUGAGGCCUUCUUGGCCAGGUAGCCUUGUUAAAUCUAUCUGAAAGUCACAGAGAACUAAGUGUCAAGUCGU
Messenger RNA from Piliocolobus tephrosceles (Ugandan red Colobus), 844 nucleotides. RefSeq names its product pertactin autotransporter-like. The record is from RefSeq and is a predicted model, not a curated record. Lineage: Eukaryota; Metazoa; Chordata; Mammalia; Primates; Cercopithecidae. The transcript has 2 exons. The annotation marks the transcript as partial.